Molecule: messenger RNA, 1067 nt
Organism: Peromyscus maniculatus bairdii (prairie deer mouse)
Lineage: Eukaryota; Metazoa; Chordata; Mammalia; Rodentia; Cricetidae
Gene: Mbd3l1
Product: methyl-CpG binding domain protein 3 like 1
Source: RefSeq, a predicted model, not a curated record
AGGUAAGAUGCUCCAGAAAAACAUCAUGUAGAUGUCCCUUUUUGAGCAGUUUGUACUAAGAGGAAGGGGCAGAAAAGGUUAGGCAAGGAGUUUCUAUGUAGUUCAGAGAAACGUAAACAUGGCUUUAUGCCGAAGGAAAGAUUCCCUAGAAAAAGUUGUUGAAGAUUGAGGGACUUCUUGGCAUGAGGUUACAAAAUAGGAAGAUGGGGAAGAUCUCAGAUUGGGAGAUAAAGGAAAUAUCAACAUAAUUGGAAGAAAUUUACAGAGUCUAAGAUAUGUCUAAGUAUCAUAAGGCUGGCAGUCUUCCAAACUUGAAGUUUUACAAGGAUUAAGAAAGGAGUCAGAUGGGCAAGACUUCACAGAGGAAGCAAUUCGACUAUGAGAACCUAUCAAAGCCAAAGCCUUGUUUAAACACCUCAAUCCCCUUGAGAAUGUCUAGUUAUACAUUCAAGAGGCCAGUCACUAGGAUCACAUCCCAUCCUGGCAAUGAGGUAAGAUAUCAUCAUUGGGAGGAGAGCCUGGACAAGCCCCAACAAGCCUGCUGGCAGAAGAGACUGCAAGGACUCCAGGCCUACAGCAGUGCAGGAGAACUUUUGACCACUUCAGAUCUAGCCAAAGCUUUGCAAGACCUUACACCUAGAGGCACAGAUGCAUCUGUUUCAGAGACUCAAGCCAACAGCAUCGGUUCUAGGCCCAUGACCACCCAUGAGUCAUCUUCACAUUUGUCAGAGAUGAUUCCAGAAGCAAGUAUCCCACAGAUCCUUUGCAAUCAAAUCCUCGUCACCGAAGAAGAUAUUAGCAAGCAGGAAAAGAAAGUGAAAAUAGCAAGAGAAAGACUGGCAGUUGCACUGAUUGAACACAGGCUAGCAAAUGAGGCAGAGAAAGCGAGGGGGUCAAGGAGGGCAAACUUAUAAACAGGGAGGGGAAGCUGGGGAGAAGAUACUGCCGAUGAAAUGCAGAAUUGUUUUGACACUUCUUUUCGGUGUCUUUGGUUGCUUUUUUUGAGACCUUGAAACUUUAAACUUGACAAUCUUUAUUAAAAUUCUCCAUGCAAUGGAAAAAAUUAA